Messenger RNA from Talaromyces rugulosus, 1392 nucleotides. RefSeq lists its product as uncharacterized. The record is from RefSeq and is a predicted model, not a curated record. Lineage: Eukaryota; Fungi; Ascomycota; Eurotiomycetes; Eurotiales; Trichocomaceae. Gene Ontology annotation, molecular function: oxidoreductase activity; NADP binding. The transcript has a single exon. Bases 1 to 1392 code for a protein of 463 amino acids.
AUGACUUCACUAUACAAUAAACUGGCCGAGCGCCAGGCCUCUGGCAACCCCAUUCGGGUCGGCCUCAUCGGCGCCGGCAAAUUUGGCUCAAUGUUUCUCGCCCAAGCAUGGCGAACUCCGGGGGUACAUCUUGCUGGCGUGGCAGAUUUGUCCAUUGAACGCGCAAUUGCCUCUCUCAAACGAGUUUCUUUCCCUGAAGGACAGUUUUAUAGUGCUUCUGAACAACAGGUUUCCAUCGACGAGGCGAUCAGGACAGGGAAAACGACGAUUACUACAAACUCUACCGAAUUAAUCGCCCAUCCAGAUGUUGACGUGGUACUCGAAGCGACGGGGAAUCCUGCUGCUGGUAUACGCCAUGCGCUACUGGCAUGCGAGCACAAGACGCACAUUGUCAUGAUCAACGUCGAAGCGGACGUACUAGCCGGUCCGUACCUUGUGAGAAAGGCCAAGGAAGCUGGCAUAAUCUAUUCCAUGGCGUACGGAGACCAGCCCGCUCUGAUUUCAGAACUCGUCGACUGGGCACGAACCACUGGCUUCAAAGUUGUUUGUGCGGGCAAGGGGACUAAAUACUUGCCUGAAUACCAUACCUCGACUCCAGAUACUGUUUGGGGUUAUUACGGAUUCACAGACGAGCAGCUCGCAAACGGGGAUUUUAAUAAGCAAAUGUUUAACUCGUUUCUCGACGGGACAAAGUCUGCCCUGGAGAUGGCCGCGGUGGCUAACGGCUGUGAUCUGAAUCCUCCUGCUGACGGACUGGAGUUUCCGGCAUGCGGUACACACGACUUACCCAAUGUCCUGAAACCAAAGGAAGCAGGCGGCCAUCUGCCGCAAAGUGGCACUGUUGAAGUGGUAUCCUCACUGGAAAGAGAUGGCCGACAAGUCAUCAAUGAUCUGCGCUGGGGUGUAUAUGUCGUGUUGGAAGCUCCCGGUGAUUACCAGCGCGACUGCUUUGCGCAGUACGGACUAAAGACCGAUACCACUGGACGGUAUGCUGCGCAAUACAAACCUUACCAUCUCAUUGGCCUUGAAGUAGGGUUUUCCGUGGCCUCAAUCAUGUGCCGCGGCGAACCAACAGGACAAUGCAGGACAUUCCGCGCAGACGUAGUCGCCACAGCGAAAAGAAACCUAAAAUCAGGAGAAAAGCUCGAUGGCGAGGGCGGGUUCAUGGUUUAUGGAAAGUUGAUGACUGCGGAAGAUUCACUACGCAUCGAGGGUCUGCCCAUUGGUCUUGCGCACGGAGUGUUGUUGAAGAGAGACGUCGCCCAGGGCCAGAGGCUUAGCUGGCAAGACAUUGAAUAUGAAGUCACGUCGCAGCCACAAAAGGUGAGAAAGGAGAUGGAGCGGAUUUUCCGAGAGGAACUGGGCAUUUCGGGCACGAAUGGACCUGCAUAG